This is a messenger RNA of Dreissena polymorpha, 2979 nucleotides long. RefSeq names its product adenosine receptor A3-like. Gene Ontology annotation, molecular function: G protein-coupled receptor activity. The record is from RefSeq and is a predicted model, not a curated record. Gene Ontology annotation, cellular component: membrane. The coding region runs from base 264 to 1436 and encodes 390 amino acids. Gene Ontology annotation, biological process: G protein-coupled receptor signaling pathway. NCBI's taxonomy places the organism in Eukaryota, Metazoa, Mollusca, Bivalvia, Myida, Dreissenidae. The transcript has 3 exons.
UAGGAAUGGCAGAUAUGCAUAUAUAGACUUUUGAUACAUCAUAAUAUCACAAAUUAUCAUGUUUCAGUUCAGUUAAGGAUUCUUCCCCAUAGGAUAACACAUGUCUUAGAAAGCUAUAAUUUGUAUUGGUUUAUUUUAUCCCCAAACAGAAGUUGACGACCAUGCAUGUUUAAAUGUUGUGGAGGAUAGAACAACGAAAGUUUAUCAGUAUCUAACAGAUACUCAAAAGAAAACUUAACGAGGCUCAUCAAAGCAACAAAAUCAUGUUUUCAAUGCCAAGCAGUUUAAGAAAUUUGAUAUUGGAAUUCACAUCAAUGUCGGAACAAACCAACGAUACGUCAAUGCCACCGACCAAUGAGCCAACAACUCUACCAAAAAAUAUGGAAUCUCUAAUUAAGGAGGACACUUUGUUCACCACUUUACAUGGGUACGAAGUGACGAUAGGAAUAUUGGUCAUUGCAAUAGUUAUGGCAAUAAUCGGAACUGUGAUUAUUUUGUUAAAUGCAGUAUUACUGCGGACGUUAGUGAAAUGUAGAAGUCGUCUGGAGGUCACAGACCUUCUGAUAAAGGGUCUAGCGGUCACAGACUUGAUGAUUGGUGUGUUACUAAUGUACAACACUGUGUACAACAUUGUUAACUUUCAAAAUCGCUACGAGUGUUUACUUCGAAUUGGAAUGAUACACGCCAUGCUUCUCAACUCUACCGGACACAUAUCAUUGCUAACAGUCAACAGAUAUGUGAAAGUUCUCAAGCCACUUCACUACAAGCAGAUUUUCAAAAAAUGGCGAGUGGUUUUACUCUCAGGAUUUGUGUGGUUCUUUUCAAUUCUCUUUGGGUUCCUUCCACUUUUUGGCUGGAACCUGAACUACGUUCCCAAAUCAGCCUCGGAUGACACUGUCUGUCGCUAUUUUGCUGUGGUUCCACCAGGUUACAUGAUCAUGAAUGUCUCCCUAUUUUGGAUACCUCUGAUCCUCAUGGCAAUCAUGUACUCCCAUCUGUGUAAGAUAACGCUGCGACACCAGAAGGAGAUAUCCUCGCAGCAUCGCUCCCUGCAAACAAUACCUUGCAUGCCUCUGGAGAGCAGCUCCUGGCGGUUCACUAAGACCGUUCUCACAGUUAUAGGGGCCUACUUCUUCUGCUGGCUGCCAGCAGGCACAUUCUUCAUCAUCCAAGUAUCUGGCACAGUCAACUCUCUCUCCUAUGAUUCCCAAGGAAACAUUCUAGUAUUCACCACAGCUUUCGGUUUUCUGAACAGCAUUUUGAACCCUCUCAUAUAUGCCACAAAAAUUCCGUGCGUGAAAGCGCAAUUUAAGCAGACGUUUUGUUGCAAGAAACCUGACCGUCGGGCUUCAUGGCAUAGUUUCAUCUAUGAUAUUGAAAGUAACAUUAGUAUUGCAAACAGACGCCGAGUUUCCAACGAUUGUGAACGUUUGUGACAAAACAUUAAAAAAUAUGUAUAAACUUCAGUCCAAUUAUGAGCAACUCUCAAAUGACAGUGAUAUUUUCUGGAUCAAAAUACAAAGUCUAGCUUAAGGAAACCUGUGAUAUUCUUCUGGAAUGAAAUACAAUGACAAUCAUUUAAGAUGAUGAUAUUUUAUGGUAGGAAAUACAAUGACAAUCAUUUAAGACUGUGAUAUUUUCUGGAAUUAAAUAUAAUGACUACAAUCAUUUAAGACUGUGAUAUUUUUCUCGAAUGAAAUAAAAUAAUACUCAUUUAAGACUGUGAUAUUUUAUGGAAUGAAAUAACAUCACAAUCAUUGAAGACUGUGAUAUUUUCUUAAAUGAAAUACAAUCCCUACAAUCAUUUAAGAAUAUGAUAUUUUUCUGGAAUGAAAUACAAUAAUAUUCAAUUAAGACUGUGAUAUUUUUAUGAAUGAAAGAAAAUGACCAUCAUUUAAGACUGUGAUAUUUUCUUAGGUUGAAAUACAAUGAGUAAAAUACCAUGAUUAGCAUAAGGAAGCAUGUAAUAUUUUUUUGAUUGAAAAACAGGGCAAGCAUAAGAACAGGUGAUAUUUCCUGUGAAUAUUUGAAUGGGCAUGAAAGUACAGAUCUUAACUUAUCAAUAUGCAUCUUUUGGUAUGAUUAACUUAUGCAACCUAACAAAGUUUAUGCAACCUUACUAAACUGGAAUCAUUUAAGUAUGUAAUAAAUUAAAAACAUAACUAUAAACAGGAUUAUAUUGUUCUGAUAUCAAGAUUAUUUAGAUUUGCAGAAAAAUAUCAACUUGAAGUUCCAGCUUAAUCUCAAAGAACAAAUAUCUAUUUAUUUUUAAAAUAAAUUUGUAAGUUAUUUGUUUUGGCUUUCUUUAAAAUUCCAUCAAAUGUAAUAAUAAAAUGAUUUAAAUAGGAAAAUGCUUAUGUACAUUUUAAAGGGUACAUGUUAUGUGUUUAUGUUCAUCUAUACAAUAAUAGGUAUUUUGAUAUGGACUCUGUAUAUAGGUCCUUACAAAGUGUUGAAUGGCAGCUGUUAUACUGACAUUGGUAUUGCAUUUUAGCAAUAUAAUUCAACGUGAAUUGCAGUAAGAUACCUAAUUGUUUCUUUAUGAGCAAUCAAUGUUUAGUUUUUAAAUGUGUUUUUUUCCGCACAUUUUCAUAUAAUCAUCAUCAGCAGCAGAAGUAGCAGCAGUAGCAUCAUCAUCAUCAUCAUCAUCAUCAACAACAACACCAACAACCCAAACAGAACACACACAAAAUUCACUAAGAAAGUGGAAAUGCCAGAAGUACUCCCAUAAGAGAGUGGUGUUUGAUUUUACAAACUCUGUAAUGCAUACUCAAUAUGGACUAUGAGAUUAAACUAUGAUUUAAAUAUUUUGUGCCCUAGUUUUUGUUGGAGAGAAAUUUUAUCAAAUGCAUGAUUUUUUUAAGUUUCUCGGUUGUCAUAAAAGUGCUUCAAUUUUGAUGUUUGUGAUAUCAUUUAAAAUUAACUGUUCAAUAAUCAAAACAGUGGAACAAACCCAGGUAUUAAAGUGAUUUUAUACAA